AUGGAGGAAAUCAGCUAUGUUGGCUCGCAGGCUGUGCGUCAGCCUUUGACGGAUGCCACGAACCGAUUUGUCAACUGCACAACACCAGUAUCAGGACGUCAAGAGUUCUUUGAUGCAGAAGAGGAUCAACUGAAAUCGCCAGACAUGAUGUCUAUCGAUAGUCCGCUAUCGCCGAAAGGGACCGUGGACAUCAACUACAUCACACCAAUUCGAGGGACAGGACCACAGCCGAACUUGAACUCUGGGAGAUCUGUGGCUUCGAUGGCCUCAGGCCAAAUGAAGAGGAAGUCGGGUGUCAAAACACACGUCGGGCCAUGGAAACUCGGGAAAACGCUUGGCCAAGGGGGCAUGGCCCGAGUGAGACUGGCUAAACACGCCAUUACUGGGCAUACUGCGGCCGUCAAGAUUAUAUCAAAGGAAUCAGCAGCAUUGAAACAAAGCACAAGCAUUACGCAGAUGGAGGCAAUUGCGGGACAUUCUGGUGCAACGGGGGCGAGAAGUAUGCCACGCUCUAUUGAGAGAGAGGUGGCUAUCAUGAAGCUGAUCGAACACCCAAACGUGAUCAGCCUUUAUGAUGUGUGGGAGAACCGUGGCGAAUUGUAUUUGGUUCUGGAGUAUGUGGAGGGGGGCGACUUGUUUUCCUACAUCUGGAACAACAGUCCACUCUCCGAAGAGGAAGCUGUUUACAUCUUUCGACAAAUUAUUGCAGGCCUCAGCUACUGCCACCGGUUUACAAUUUGCCAUCGAGAUCUGAAGCCGGAAAACAUUUUGGUGGAUGGGUGCAGAAACGUCAAACUUGCGGAUUUUGGGAUGGCCGUACUUCAGCCAGCCGGUUACCGACUCAAUACAGCCUGUGGGAGUCCUCAUUACGUUGCGCCGGAGAUUGUCCAGGGUGGUGACUACCAGGGUGACCUGGCCGAUACCUGGAGCUGUGGUAUUAUAUUAUAUGUGUUGCUAAUGGGCGAGCUUCCAUUUAAUUCUGACGAUCUUGGAGUAACCCUUAGCAUGGUGAAAGAGGCUCCCAUUGACAUCCCCCCGGAAUUGAGUGAGGAAGCCGCGGAUCUUCUCGAUCGUAUACUCCAAAGAGUGCCUGAGCGAAGGAUUAGAAUGGAUGAAAUGUGGAAUCAUCCUCUCUUGAAGAAAUGGGAAAAGGUUCACCAAUCCAUGUCCGAUCACUACGUCGGCCCUCCACCACCACUUUCUCCAGAGGAUUGUGGGCCACCCUUGCCGAGCGUGCAGAGCCUUGACCAUGAUAUCCUGAGGAAUCUUCAAACCUUGUUUCAUGGAAUGGAUCCUAGGGUACUGUUGAGUUCAUUGUUGAGUCCAGAGCUUUCUUAUGAGCGUAUGUUUUACAAUGCUUUGGUAAAGUUCCGAGACGAGCAACUUGAGAACUAUCAAGGACAACCUCUGGAGUAUUCCGCGAGCGACUAUCACCACAAGUCCCGACUGCCAGGGCGCCUGGGCAAGGAGCGUAAUAUGAAGAGGCGUACAAAACACAGCUCCCUCAGGUAUUCACAUUUGGCCACGAAAGAGUCCAGCAAUAGGCGGCGAAACUCGAUCAAAGAACCAAUGUCUUCUGCCACAGUGGAAAGCUAUGAUCCAUUCCGGUCACCACGCCAGCGCCUUCCCGCAGAUGAGCCCAAGUGUGCGAAGAUUACUGUUCACCGACAGAGCCCUGGAGACAGUCAGAAAGGCCAGACCGAAGAUUCUGGAAAUCCAUCAGAGGCUGUUAGCGAUGAAGAAGCCAAUGAAAAGGCGGAAGUUUGUCUACCCAGCUCACCCUUCGCAGUUUUGAGGGAGAGCAAGCCCAGACCCGGUUCAAUGAAUUCUUUCCACUCGAAGAUGUCCCAAGCGAGCUCUCGACGACCUGGCCAUACUGGACCAGCGCCUCGAUCUGCGAGUUACAAGCGCAAUGUAUCCUUCCACCAUGUGCGCAACCGCUCUCAAGGGUCAGCCUCGGUAAAGAUUAGAAAAACUCCAGCAAAGCAUCCAGAUCGCAAACUGCCCUCUGAAAGCACUCCCAGAUUGCUAGUCGAGUCCAGCCCCUUGAUGGCCAGACAGGGCAGCCCUGCCUUACCAGCUCAGCCCACCGUCGUUCGCCCUUCUGGUGCGACUAUCAAGCCAUGCACUCAAGUGAAGAAAUUGCGGGACUCAGAGUUCAGGUGGAAGGAUGAGGCACGGCAGGUAUCCCACGAGCUUAGCCAAAUUUGCGAAGAGGCCUUCAACGGAGGGUCUUUUUCAACAGCCUGCACUACUAGCACUUCCGCAGGGACAGAAACCCCUGCAACUUCUGUGUCUCUGGUCAGCGCUGAUGACCCGCAGUCUCAGGUUGCUGCCAGCAACCCCAAGGGAACGAACACUACUGGUGUGCCCUUGAAAGCCCAGAACAAAAAUAUCGUUGAAACUCGUCGAAAGAUCAUCGAGCAAUCCACCAAGGAUGACUCCGACAAGAUUCCUGGCUACAUUUCCAAUGUCAUCCAGCAGUUGGAUCGUUUGAUUGAUGAAGAUAAGUCAAACCAGGAGAAUUCGGUGAAGCUCAACGAGAGAGCACGGCCCUUGCCUGACCCUUCGCAAUCCUUGGACCCUGGCUAUCUUCCCAUAAUCAGCGAAGAACUUGUUUCGCCUUAUGGAAGCGGAAACGAUAUCACCGCCAAACAGCUAGAACAAAGGGCUGCUUCUCAGGCUGCCACGGCAAGCAAUGAUCGUGAUAGUAAGACCACGGUACGAAUGGUGCCUCAUGAUUCAUUGCGAUCAUUGGAAGCCAUAAAGCCUUUGACUAUCCGCAAGAAACACCAGAAUUCGUCUCCAACAAAGAAAUUUCAAGACACGAAGAAGGAAUACAAGGCAGAGACCAACCAUAGCGAAGGAUAUUCCAAUCGGUUUUUCUCUGGUAGCUCUAGACAGAGUUACCCUUGUGAGUUGGAUCCCAUUGAUGAGCAUCCGGGAUCACCGAAACGCAGGGGAACCAGAACUUCAGACAAGAAGUGGUCAUGGUUCCGACACAGAUCGCAGAUUCCUGGAAACAUGUCGCCAAUAGAAGCCAGUCAAGUCAAACCCAUUCAACCUAGUUCAGGCACAGUCAUCGUCCACGAUGUCAAGCAUGAAGUCCCUCCACCCCAUCAAAAUACGGGCACUACAAACCGGAAAUCCUCCUCAGAAAAACUCAAAGGAGGCUUGAGGAAGAUUAUGAAGAGAAGACCGAGUGUAACUGUUCAUGAAGAACCAACAGAACCAAACUUCGGUGACAACAAUUAUCUAUCAACAGAUGCAUUGGAUAGCAAUCCAAUCAUUGACACAAAGAAGAAUCUCCAAAAGCCCUUGCCACCUCGCCCACGAUAUGAUGGCAAGAAUCAAAAUCUUUUUGCUAGGGUAUUUCAAAUCAAGCCUGCCAGUCAGGUAUUAGCAUUGAAUGCUUCGAAGACCGAAGGCCGACAAGAUGUCUACGACAUACUAUGCGGCUGGAAGAAGUUCGGAAUGAAGAAAGUGUGUAUGGAAAAAGGAAACAACUUCAUCUAUGGGAAGGUUGGAAAAAAUAACAGCCUCCAUCUUCGGCCUGUUGAAUUCUCUGCGGAAUUCUGCACCUACCUUGCCAAGGGUCACCAGGCCAAUUUGAGUCUCGUUCGCUUAAGGCAGGAACGGGGUGCCGCUUCGUCAUUCUACAAAGUUGUCGAGGCGCUGUCGAAUGAGUUGACUAGGCGCGGCAUUCUGGUCGAAGAUCCUGCCCGCGCACAGGAAAUGAUGGCGCAAGUUCUGGGUGCCUUCGCCAACUAA
This is a messenger RNA of Aspergillus wentii DTO 134E9, 3771 nucleotides long. RefSeq lists its product as uncharacterized. Gene Ontology annotation, biological process: intracellular signal transduction; protein phosphorylation. Gene Ontology annotation, cellular component: cytoplasm. Gene Ontology annotation, molecular function: ATP binding; protein serine/threonine kinase activity. NCBI's taxonomy places the organism in Eukaryota, Fungi, Ascomycota, Eurotiomycetes, Eurotiales, Aspergillaceae. The transcript has 5 exons. The record is from RefSeq and is a predicted model, not a curated record. Bases 1 to 3771 code for a protein of 1256 amino acids.